CGAAUAUCGAGUUGUAGAUUUUUUCGAAUAGCAAGUUUUCAUUGUAUUUAUUAUUAAUAAUUUAGUAUUCUUAUCAUAUAAAAAUGAACAGUCUUUCCGAUAAGUACAGGUCUUAUAAUUUUGCAGCGACAUUUUCGAAUAAAGUGCGAGUGUUAAAGUCUUUGAUCAACGCAUAAUAAUAAUUGAUAAGAUUAUUUAGUGAUCAGAACAGCUACCCCGAUGCCUUUAUGCAUCAGACUCUAUGAGACAACAUGUAUGACAUGUUGUCAGAAUUCAGUGUAUCGGAAUUCGAUUCAUUUGUCGAUAUACUAAAAUUGACUCCUGUUGACCCUUUAGAUACAUUUGGUGAGAUGUGGUAUCCAGUGUUUCUAUGGUCUCUGUGCUCCUCAGUGUUUGUGCAUACUUGUGCUGCACUAGUUGCGUUCGGAACACUAAGAAAGCAUAAAUACGGCAAGUUUUUCCCGGUACUCCUUAUUGUAAUGGGUGUUAUGAGUCCAGUGACUUCUGGUGUAGCAAGCAGUGCAGCUAUAGCCUUCAUAUAUCGAGCCGCCAAUUUAACAAUGCCACCGAUACAUGCAAUGAUAUGGGGGAUAGGACAGACUGUCCUAGGAGCAGGAAUUGGUUUUACAAGGAUUUUAGCUACAUUGUAAAAAAACAAAAUGAAUCAAUGUAUGUGUAAAGUUAUGUCAAUUAUGAUAGAAUAAAUCUUUAUAAAUGGGGAAUGGUGCUAAAAUGUAUGUUUUUAGUGUCUAGAUUAUAUUCAGCUUUGGUGUGGUAAUACUCAUUAAUUUACCAAUAUUAGUCAAAAUAUAAAUAUAUGUAUAGUUGUGCUUGUAUUGUAUAAGUAAUCAAAUUUUAUAAAAUGUAUUAAUUAUCUACUUAGCAACUGAAAUGACAAUCUUAAUUAUUCACAACAGCAUUCAUAAUAAGGGUGUCUGUUGUAAUUAUUCUAUAGAAUAAUAAUGUCAGGACCUCUGUGCAUAAUGUAGUUUUUGUAACUAAGCAUUCCAUUACUCGAAAUUCUUGUUCCUUUAUGGUUCACCAUAUUAGAUGUGAUUUCCCACCGACAUACCAAAAUUUUUAAAUUAUUUUAACUAAAUUAUUUAAAUUAAAAAACCAUUUUUGGUAAACAUAUUGUAAAAUUGACAUUUCGAUAAUAGUUGAUUUGUACUUAAGUCACUUAUUGGUCCAGUAAGUAUAUUGUACAUAAAUUAGACACUAUCAUUUUCUACAGUUUUCAAAGCCAUGUGUUUUAUAAAAUAUAAUGUAUUGAUAUAAUGUAGUUGUAGUGGUAGUUGUUCUUAUUUGUAUAAAAUGUAACUGUAAAAAAUGUAAUGUAUGGACUUCUUUGAUAUAUGAGCAAAAUAAAUAAUCUGUUUUGUAAAUA
Molecule: messenger RNA, 1387 nt
Organism: Colias croceus (clouded yellow)
Lineage: Eukaryota; Metazoa; Arthropoda; Insecta; Lepidoptera; Pieridae
Product: transmembrane protein 170A
Exons: 1
Coding region: 252-650 (132 amino acids)
Source: RefSeq, a predicted model, not a curated record